This is a messenger RNA of Oryzias latipes (Japanese medaka), 2483 nucleotides long. RefSeq names its product lysyl-tRNA synthetase 1 (gene kars1). Gene Ontology annotation, molecular function: ATP:ADP adenylyltransferase activity; tRNA binding; ATP binding. The record is from RefSeq and is a predicted model, not a curated record. Gene Ontology annotation, cellular component: aminoacyl-tRNA synthetase multienzyme complex; mitochondrion; cytosol. Gene Ontology annotation, biological process: positive regulation of macrophage activation; lysyl-tRNA aminoacylation; basophil activation involved in immune response. NCBI's taxonomy places the organism in Eukaryota, Metazoa, Chordata, Actinopteri, Beloniformes, Adrianichthyidae.
GCUUGUUGCGCAUGCGUUGCUUGCCCUUUCCGAGCGCAGCAUCAAGAACAUGGCUGACGUGACUGUGGCGGACGACGGGAAACUCAGCAAAAAGUCUGUCUGCUGACUGUCGUAGUUCAGCAUGCUGUCUCUGGUCAGGCUAGCCAGACGGCAGGUGUGGCAAGCCUUUGGGGUCAGGGGAGAGUGGUUAAAAUGUUCUCCGCCAUAUACUGCUGCAGUCUCAUCUCAGUUUCUUGGGAACCGUUGGAAAGGUGACAAAAGUGAGCUGAAGAGACGAAUGAAAGCAGAGAAGAAGGCGGCCGAGAAAGAAGCGAAAAUCAAAGAGCAUGUGGAGCCCAAGAAGGAAGCCAAUGAUCAGGGAGAUCAGAAUGCCUCUGGGUUGGAUGAAGAAACACUUGACCCCAACCAAUACUACAAGAUCCGUACCCAGGCCAUUCAGGAGCUGAAGGGCACAGCAGAAGACCCAUACCCACACAAAUACCAUGUAGACUUGUCUCUUACAGAGUUCAUUGAGAAAUACAAUCAUCUACAGCCUGGAGACCAGCUUACCAAUGUUGUCCUCAACCUGUCAGGUCGCAUCCAUGCCAAGAGGGCCUCUGGUGCCAAGCUGCUCUUCUAUGAUUUACGAGGGGAAGGCGUCAAGCUGCAAGUCAUGGCAAACUCAAGGAACUACAAGUCUGAGGAGGCCUUUGCAGCCAUCAACAACAAACUGCGCCGAGGCGACAUCAUUGGCGUCCGCGGAAACCCAGGCAAGACAAAGAAAGGGGAGCUGAGCAUCAUUCCCAUUGAGAUGACCCUGUUGUCCCCAUGUUUGCACAUGUUGCCCCACCUGCACUAUGGCCUCAAAGACAAGGAAACAAGGUUCCGCCAGCGGUACCUGGAUCUGAUCCUCAAUGACUUUGUGAGACAGAAGUUUAUAAUUCGGGCCAAAAUCAUCACAUACCUGCGCAGCUUUCUGGAUCAGAUGGGGUUUUUAGAGAUCGAAACACCAAUGAUGAACAUUAUUCCGGGCGGAGCUGUGGCCCGACCAUUCAUCACGCACCACAACGAGCUUGACAUGAAACUCUACAUGAGGGUCGCCCCAGAGCUCUACCAUAAGAUGCUUGUGGUCGGUGGAAUAGACAGAGUGUAUGAGGUUGGUCGUCAGUUCAGGAACGAAGGCAUCGACCUGACCCAUAAUCCCGAGUUCACUACCUGCGAAUUCUACAUGGCGUAUGCAGACUACACCGAUUUGAUGGAGAUCACAGAAAAACUGCUGUCAGGAAUGGUGAAGCACAUUACUGGGGGGUACAAGGUGACUUAUCACCCUGAUGGUCCAGAGGGACAGGCCUAUGAGAUUGACUUCACUCCACCGUUCAGAAAAGUCAGCAUGACGCACGACUUGGAGAAAGCCAUGGGAGUCAAAUUCCCUCCUACUGACAGCUAUGACUCUGAUGAGACUCGUAAGUUCUUUGAUGACUUGUGUGUCCAAAAAGGUGUUGAAUGUCCUCCACCAAGAACCACUGCCCGCCUUCUGGACAAGUUGGUUGGAGAUUUCCUUGAGGUCACAUGUAUCAACCCAACAUUCAUCAUUGACCACCCUCAAAUCAUGAGCCCUCUGGCAAAAUGGCACAGAUCCAAGAAAGGUCUAACAGAGCGCUUUGAGCUCUUUGUGAUGAAGAAGGAAAUCUGCAACGCCUAUACGGAGUUGAAUGACCCCAUUAGACAGCGGGAGCUUUUCGAGCAGCAAGCCAAGGCCAAAGCUGAAGGCGAUGAUGAAGCCAUGUUCAUCGAUGAAACCUUCUGCACAGCACUGGAAUAUGGUCUGCCGCCUACUGCAGGCUGGGGGAUGGGCAUCGACCGCCUCACCAUGUUCCUCACCGACUCCAAUAACAUCAAGGAGGUAUUGUUGUUUCCAGCCAUGAAGCCUGAUGAUAAUAAGCCAACCGCCCCUCCAGACAGUUCCCCUGCCUUGUAAGGCCUGUAGCAGCUUCUGCGGCUCCUCUCUGCAGAAGGCUUUACCUCACUGUGCUCAUCGGUGGAGGAUGCAGGUCUAGUUUUUGUUGGUGGGGUUCUCAGGAGAAAUCCUUGUUCCAACUUGACUGACUGGUGAACAAAAUGUUUUUCUUUUGUAUUUCCUAUAUUUCUGUGCCCACGUUUGCACCAUACGGUUUUGGCUAAAUCAGAUGUUUUAAUCCACUCUGUCUCCCCGAUAAUGUUUUUUAUCACAAACUGAUAAAACUGCUGUUAUGGCCAAAGCUUCAUCUACUUUGAACUACUUAGGAGUUUCCUUGCUUUGGCUAUCAAAUACCACACAUGGAUCCAUAUUUACUGAAACAACUCUGGUUCUAGUAUUUUAAAUCUUCUUUGGAAACCUUUUUUUCUCUUUUUACUGGAUCUGCAUGUAAAACCCCGUCUGCUGUUUUCCAUCAAAAACUCACUCAAGUCAUUGUUUUUCUGAAGUUCGAACAUGGGUUUGUCCAAAUAAAAUGCAUUUAUGUCUA